Vavraia culicis subsp. floridensis is the source of this 372-nucleotide messenger RNA. RefSeq lists its product as uncharacterized. The coding region runs from base 1 to 372 and encodes 123 amino acids. The transcript has a single exon. Lineage: Eukaryota; Fungi; Microsporidia; Pleistophoridae. The record is from RefSeq and is a predicted model, not a curated record.
AUGGUAAUAGCACGCAUGAUGUUCAUAUUGACUGCAUUAUGUGCAACAGCCGAUGUAACGCACCGAGAAGAUGCACGAGCAGCAGUAAAAUACAAUUUUAGAGUUAGAGAUUAUGUUGUGUUGGAUUACGGAAUGGGAACGAAUAUGAACACUUUUAGGAUGGAUAGCACGGUUAUAGAACGAUACAAGGAUUUGAGUGGGUAUCACAUGGCACGUGUUAGCUGGGAUGCCUAUGAAAAGAUAAUGGAGGAUGGUGUGGGGCAUUGGGAAGAGUUUUUGAAUAAUGGGGUGAUUGAAUCGGAGAGUAAGAGUGGGAGAGAAGGGAUUGAAGGGAGUGAAGGGAGAGAAGGGGUGAAAGGGGUGAAGGGGUGA